Messenger RNA from Chionomys nivalis (European snow vole), 4483 nucleotides. RefSeq names its product inverted formin 2 (gene Inf2). Gene Ontology annotation, molecular function: small GTPase binding; actin binding. Gene Ontology annotation, biological process: actin cytoskeleton organization. NCBI's taxonomy places the organism in Eukaryota, Metazoa, Chordata, Mammalia, Rodentia, Cricetidae. Bases 24 to 3845 code for a protein of 1273 amino acids. The record is from RefSeq and is a predicted model, not a curated record. The transcript is spliced from 23 exons.
CAGAUCGGCAGCUGGCAGCAGGGAUGAGAAGCUGGAGGCAGGGCCCCGAAUGGGUAGGCAGAGAUGGUCGGAAAGUCCUGCGCAUCUGGGUCAGCAAGAUGUCUGUGAAGGAAGGUGCACAGCGCAAGUGGGCAGCGCUGAAGGAGAAGCUGGGGCCUCAGGAGUCAGACCCCACAGAGGCCAACCUGGAGAGCGCGGAGCCUGAGCUGUGCAUCCGGCUGCUGCAGAUACCCUCCGUGGUCAACUACUCGGGCCUGCGCAAGCGCCUGGAGAGCAGCGAUGGCAGCUGGAUGGUGCAGUUCCUGGAGCAGAGCGGCCUGGACCUGCUGUUGGAGGCGCUGGCGCGGCUGUCGGGGCGCGGCGUGGCCCGCAUUGCAGACGCCCUGCUGCAGCUCACCUGCAUCAGCUGUGUGCGUGCCGUCAUGAACUCGCAGCAGGGCAUUGAAUACAUCCUCAGCAACCAGGGCUAUGUGCGCCAGCUCUCCCAGGCCCUGGAUACAUCCAAUGUGAUGGUCAAGAAGCAGGUGUUUGAGCUGCUGGCUGCUCUGUGCAUCUAUUCACCUGAGGGCCACGCCCUAACGCUAGAUGCCCUGGACCAUUACAAGACGGUGUGCAGCCAGCAGUACCGCUUCAGCGUCAUCAUGAAUGAGCUGUCAGACAGCGACAACGUGCCCUAUGUGGUCACUCUACUCAGCGUGAUCAACGCCAUCAUUCUGGGUCCUGAGGAUCUCCGCACUCGUGCCCAGCUGCGGAGCGAGUUCAUCGGGCUACAGCUGCUGGAUAUUCUGACCCGGCUACGAGACCUAGAGGAUGCUGACCUGCUGAUCCAGCUGGAAGCCUUCGAAGAGGCCAAAGCAGAGGAUGAGGAGGAACUGCAGCGUGUUUGCGACGGUAUCAACAUGAACAGCCACCAGGAAGUCUUCGCCUCCCUGUUCCACAAGGUGAGCUGUUCCCCAGCGUCAGCCCAGCUGCUGUCGGUGCUGCAGGGUCUCAUGCAUCUGGAGCCUGCCGGCCGCUCAGGCCAGCUGCUCUGGGAGGCCCUGGAGAACCUGGUGAACCGGGCUGUGCUCCUGGCCAGCGAUGCCCAGGCUUGCACCCUGGAGGAGGUAGUUGAGCGACUGCUGUCCAUCAAAGGGCGGCCCCGACCAAGCCCCCUGGACAAGGCCCACAAGAGUGUCCAGGCCAACCUAGGCCAGAAUCGGGACAGUUCUUCCCGAAACACUACUACUCCCACAGCUAAAGUGGAAGGCCAGCAGCCGGCAGUGGCUUCUACCUGCCAGCAUGUGGGCAGCAGCCAGAGACCCAGUGAUGACGUAGCUCCACAGACAGCCCUCCAACAGGCAGCCUCACCUCUACCUACCCCACCGCUCUCCAGCUCCACCCCUGUGCUCCCUCCACCCCCACCCCCCCUGCCAGGCCAAGGGACCAUAUCUCCCCCAGCACCUCCUCCACCCCCACCAUUGCCACCCCCCUUGCCAGGCUCAAGGACCAUAUCUCCUCUACCCCCACCACCACCUCCCCUACCAGGCUCAGAGGCCGUGUCCCCCCCAGCACCUCCACCACCUCCACCUCUGUCUGACUCCUGGAGGACCCAGCCCCCGCCCCCACCCCCACUCCCUGGCAUGGGUGGUCCACCUCUUCCUCCUCCCCCUCCCCCACUACCUGGAACAGGAGGGAUUCCUCCCCCACCUCCUCCCCUGCCUGGUUUCUCUGUCCCCUCCAUGGUGGGUGGUGUGGAGGAGAUCAUUGUGGCUCAGGUGGACCACGGCCUGGGCUCAGCCUGGGUCCCCAGUCACCGGAGGGUGAAUCCACCCACACUGCGUAUGAAGAAGCUGAACUGGCAGAAGCUGCCGUCCAAUGUGGCACGAGAACGCAACUCCAUGUGGGCAACACUAAGCAGCCCUUGCACAGAGGUGGUGGAACCUGACUUCUCCAGCAUUGAGCAGCUCUUCUCCUUCCCCACGGCUAAGCCCAAGGAGCCCUCUGCUGCCCCCGUCAGGAAGGAACCCAAAGAGGUCACUUUUCUGGACUCCAAAAAGAGCCUGAACCUCAACAUCUUCCUGAAGCAAUUUAAAUGCUCCAAUGAAGAAGUCACUGCAAUGAUCCGGGCUGGAGACACAACCAAGUUUGAUGUAGAGAUUCUCAAACAGCUCCUAAAGCUCCUUCCAGAAAAGCAUGAGAUUGAGAACCUGCGGACGUUCACGGAGGAGCGAGCCAAACUGGCCAGUGCUGACCAGUUCUACAUUCUCCUCUUGGACAUUCCCUGCUACCAGCUGCGGGUGGAGUGCAUGAUGCUGUGUGAGGGCACGUCCAUCGUACUGGACAUGGUGCGGCCCAAGGCCCAGCUGGUGCUCACCGCCUGCAAGAGCCUGCUCACCAGCCAACGGCUGCCUGUCUUCUGCCAGCUGAUCCUCAAGAUUGGGAAUUUCCUCAACUAUGGCAGCCAUACAGGAGAUGCAGACGGUUUCAAGAUUAGCACGUUGCUGAAGCUCACAGAGACCAAGUCCCAGCAGAGUCGCGUGACUCUGCUGCACCAUGUGCUGGAGGAGGUAGAGAAAAGCCACCCAGACCUCCUACAGCUGCCGCGGGACUUGGAGCCGCCCUCUCAAGCUGCAGGAAUCAACCUGGAGAUCAUCCGCUCAGAGGCCAGCACCAACCUGAAGAAGCUUCUGGAAACAGAGCGGAAGGUGUCCGCCUCAAUCCCUGAGGUGAAAAAACAGUAUGCUGAGCGCCUCCAGGCCAGCAUCGAGGCCUCUCAGGCACUAGACAAGGUAUUUGAGGCCAUUGAGCAGAAGAAGCUAGAGCUGGCCGACUACCUGUGUGAAGACGCCCAGCAUCUGUCUCUAGAGGACACGUUCAACACCAUGAAGACUUUCCGAGACCUCUUCACCCGUGCCCUGAAGGAGAACAAGGACCGGAAGGAGCAGAUGGCGAAGGCAGAGAGGAGGAAACAGCAGUUGGCAGAGGAGGAGGCACGGAGGCCGAGGGGCGAGGAUGGGAAGCCUGUCAGGAAGGGGCCUGGGAAACAAGAAGAGGUGUGUGUCAUCGAUGCCCUGCUGGCCGACAUCAGGAAGGGCUUCCAGCUACGGAAGACAGCCCGGGGCCGAGGGGACGCUGAAGCGGGCAGCAGAGUGGCUCCAACAGAGGCCACAGAGCCUGCAACUGCCAGCAACCCUAUACAAGGCACAGACCACCCUAUCUCAGAGCCAAGCUUGGAUACGACAGCAGCCGGCGAGCCACAGGGCUGGGACCUUGUGGACGCUUUAGCCCCCAGCCCCCAGCCCUCCAAGGAGGAAGGUGGCCCCCCAGCCCUGGAGAGGCGUUCUUCCUGGUAUGUGGAUGCCAGUGACUUCCUGGUCCCUGAAGAUACCCCGAAUGCCCAGCCCUCUGAGGGCGUCUGGCCAGUGACUCUGGGAGAUGCUCAGGCCUUGAAGCCCCUCGAGUUCUCUAGCAAUAAACCUCCUGGAAUCGAGAGCUCACAGCAGGAUGCUAUGGAUGCUGAAGCCUUGAGGGGUGUCCACCAAGCCAAGGCUGACAGCGUGAGAGAGGGAGCAGAGGAUACAGCUGAGCGCGGACACAGCACCCACCUCCCCUGCACAGGCCCUGGAGAGGAUGAGGACGAGGACGACACAGCCCCAGAGUCUGCGCUUGACACGUCCUUGGACAGGUCCUUCUCUGAGGAUGCAGUGACAGAUUCCUCAGGGUCUGGCACCCUCCCCAGGGUUCGAGGCCGGGUCUCAAAGGGGACAAGCAAGCGAAGGAAGAAACGUCCCUCAAGAAACCAGGAAGAGUUUGUCCCUGAUUCUGAUGAUAAUAAAACAAAAAGGCUGUGUGUGAUCCAGUGAGGCCUCAGGUCCAGGCCCAAAGCUAAGUGAGUGUCCUGAAUGGCUCAGUACAGCAGCAGAUGCUGGAUUGCUGUGUGGAGAGGCUCUUCGGGGCCAGGCUGGGACUGGGCCCCUGAGAAACCGAAACUCCGUGCCUUACCCAGCCAGGAUCCUUGAAAGCCUUGGCCGUUGAUGCUAGGACCUGACCUGGCAUCACCCUGGACCACCUGCACGCUCAUAGGCUCACAAUCUGCUUUGCAAACCCCUACCCACCCCUACCGCAUGCACCGCAGGGGAGGGAGGGAGAUACAAAUGCCUGCAGUGGGCUGCAACAUCCCCAGCCUGCCUCCGUGGCGCAGUUGAUUUUUAGCUGAGUACUGUCUUCUGCAUCUUUCUUCUGCUGUGGCUGAAUUGGGGAUGGCGAGGGCUCCAGGGAGGCUUGCUGGCAGUGCUGUGGGAAGAUCCUGGCUGGUAGGCCCCAAGGGACAAGAAGAGCUGAAUAAUGAGAGGGGACCAUAACAGCUGCCAUCUCCCUCAGUGUCUGCCCAGUGAGGAGCAGGCUGCCCCUGCUCGGCUCCCCUGUCCCCACUCCAGGUGUGCACUGUUGAGUUUGGAGCCCAGCGGGGAUUUUAACCAAUAAAAAGCAACCUUGUCUGUCA